Messenger RNA from Paraphaeosphaeria sporulosa, 4637 nucleotides. RefSeq lists its product as uncharacterized. Gene Ontology annotation, molecular function: ATP binding; protein kinase activity. Lineage: Eukaryota; Fungi; Ascomycota; Dothideomycetes; Pleosporales; Didymosphaeriaceae. Gene Ontology annotation, biological process: protein phosphorylation. The transcript is spliced from 3 exons. The record is from RefSeq and is a predicted model, not a curated record. Bases 135 to 4391 code for a protein of 1418 amino acids.
UCAGCGAACUCUCAUAAUUACUACAACCUACCACGCCUGACGUUUUCUUCCGCACAUUGCUUCAUGCGGAUUUUGGCCCCCGACGUCUAGCGCAUAGUGUUGCGCAUUUGCGAUCGAAAGUCACACGAUAGAACAUGGAGACCAUAAGUAGACUCCCCCGGAGACUCACUCAGCUAUACACAGAUACAAAGGUCUCUUGCGAAGCCGUAAUAGAACAGGACACCACCGACACGCAACCCGAGAUCAACGCACUGCACCGCAAAUAUCGCAUACAAAAAGACCGACUCAUAGCAUGGGGGCUCGAGUGGAGUGACAGCACAAAGGGCCGUCAGGAUGACAUUGACGAGAGCGUGGAGCGCGCAGGCCUGACGGAGACUGUGACAAGCGUGCUGGGCACCAUCAAAGAUAUCCUGGACGAAGCGGAGAGGAUGCACCCGCCUGCUGUUCUUGCAGGUGGCAGGAUGCUGUCAGGGGAGAAGACUCGCCCCCCUGUGACUUCCGCGUGGGCGGCUGCCGACAGGUCACGGUACGAAGACCUCGCCAAGGACCUGACCACUUCCAUCGACAUCCUCUACGACUUGUCUCGCACGCGGCGGACUCAGCGUGAAGCUAGCCGCGGAUCAAGCCCCCACCACAAAACUGUUCCUCCACCACCGCGCAGGGCUUCAGCUUCAGCUGUAUUCUCCUCGUCACAGUACAGUGCCUCCGACCUUACACUCAUCAACCCCGACACCAUCCCAGUCAUCGCCCACGAACUUGCCAACAUCGCCACCCAAACCGAUUUCCCGCCCAAGCUGAACCCAGCAGACUUGGCACUGCCCCAGGAAGAGCCUCCACCCUAUGAGAGCGUAGGAGCUUCCUCCAUCCGCGUCAUCGGAAGAUUACGGACGAAGCACACCUCCACCAACCCCUGGAAGACGGAUGGUGCUAAGAGUGUGGAGACGCCCGUCCUGGUAGAGUUCGCUACGUACGACCCUACCUAUCGAUCUACCGGAGUUCCAACACCUACCGACCGCCUCGAAACACUCUUGUCCAUCCUAGGGAGGCUGUCAACCAACCAGUCGUUUCACGGUACAUUGAAAUGUCUUGGAUACUUUGAGGAUCCCACGCAACCGCGUUUUGGCCUGGUGUUCGAGCUUCCGUCAUUUGUCUACUCUGGAGCAGCUGAUCUUAGCAAGCCCGUGGAGGAGCUUCGUCCUGUGACGCUGCUUAGCGUGCUUCAGACGGGAUCUAAGUCGCUACACAACUCCAACAGCGCCACCCCACCCCUCGAAGACCGGUUCCGCCUCGCCUUCACUCUCGCCCUUACAUUCAACAAGAUCCAUGGCGACGAGUUCGUACACAAAGACGUCAACAGCAGUAACAUUCUGGUGUUUCGCAAGAACAAGCGCCAGUCUGCGAAUAGUCGAGCAUUGCAAUACGCCCUGCGUUCUCCUGUCAUUUGUUCCUUCGACCUCUUCUCUGAGUACGACAUUGAGCCGGCAAGCACAAUGCCACCCCUGAACAUAUAUCGCCACCCGGAAGACCCCAAGUUCACAGGAGUGAAGGAGAAGACCUACGGCCCACAAUUCGACCUCUACAGCCUGGGUCUGAUCCUUCUUGAAGUCGGCUUGUGGCAGCCUCUCGCGGAUUUGUGGAAGCCCAAGUACACACUCAUCGACUUCAAGCAGCGCGUUGAGGAUGUCUAUAUUCGGCGCCUGGCAUCCAAGUGCGGCACUGCGUACAUGCAGGUAGUGCGCGACUGCUUCUGGGCUGCCGACCGCAUCGAAUCUGGCGCAGAAAGCCUGCAGAACUUUCCGCAGCUUUACAAUCGCAUUUUGAUUAGGUUGCAACGGUGCUGCCUUCUCGACGAGGUCGACCCUGGCCUCGAUUGGGGCGAGUUGAGUACAGGCGCACCGCAUCUCGCUGGCUCCUCCCCACUGAAGCGCAAGACCGCGAGUCAUGUACAGCCUGCCGAGUUACCUUCGAGUCCAUCAUAUCGAAGUGCCAAGCGCUGGGCUCUUGAGAAAGGCUCGCAUGUUCUUGAACGAUCGCGCUCACUUUCCAAGACUACACAGUCGCCUAAAAGCUCUCCUAAUCUGCCUGCAUUGUCAAGGCACGGGUCGCAACGGUCACAGCAUUCCAUCCGCAAGUCUCUAUCGCACUUGAUGAGUCCCAAAGAAGAACCCUCUCAGGAGGUGGACUGGCAACAUAGCAAGACUCUUCACAUGGACACCCCGCCUGAUUCGCAAGAACAUGGUGAUCUGGCACUUGUGAAUGAACACCACCGGGCGCAUAGCACGGGGGACAUCCAGCGUUCCCGAGGUUUUCAACCAGAAUUCGGCACACCGCCAAGGUCUAUGACCCACAAGGAUUACAAAGACAAGAUCACGCUCAUACAGAACCUGUGGCGGCAACGAACACAGAGUCGAGCAAAUACCAUCGGCGCGUUGAUAAUGGACGGAAUCGGGCACUGGCCGCAGGCUGCCAUCGGAUACCCAACGCCAGAGCCCGAAGAAAAGCCCCAAGACCAGAGUAUGACGCAUUCAAUUCAUAUCCAGCGCCACCCGAGUCAGAGCGUUAGCCCACGAGACUCCACGCUGGAGAUCAACACGAAUGUCGAACUCCAGUCUCGCCAGAAGCUACGCCUCCACCCUGUGAUGUUUUCAGAAGAGAUUGUCGAUGAGUGGCACAAGAAGAUACUACCUCGGCUAGAACGGGUUCUCGAACGCACACUGCGAGACUCGGACGAGACUGUUAGUAUUGAUCUUGUAGCUGUGGGCGAGACAGCAGACAAAACCCGUCCGACCAUCUUUGUGACUUGCAGCAGCGUGCCCAAAGUCAAAGCUGUGUUGCAGCGCAGGUUCAAGUACGAUCCCAGUAUCUUUGACCUCAAAGUUCGACGUGGCAGGGUCCGGCGAUCGAAGCUCAAUCGAUCGAGCCGUAGGAGGAGACCACCACACCGAUCCAUGGCGAACACGGAUGAUUAUGAGGGUGACAUGCAUGUCAUGAACCCAUUCCAUCAGGAGCGGCCAGUUUGUGGGGCAUCCAUUGGCGCUUUUCGAGGAGAGCACCUCCCGCCUGUCUCUUAUGGCGGCGUCGUGCUCGUCGACGACGAGCCUUUGGGCAUGAGUGUCCAUCAUCUUUUGGAUGCGCCAUCCGAUGACGAGAGCGACGCCGGGGACGAACCUGUUCUAUCGAGUGGUGCGAAUGGCUCAGCCAACCCUUGGCUCAUGGGUAUGGGCUCACAGCCUGGUGUUCAGAUCGCACCCAACUCGCCCAUGCCAAUGUGGGAACUCGAGAUAUCCGACGAUGAACCCUUAAAGAGCGAUGACGAAGACUAUGAUUCGUUUGAUCUGUCUGGUUCUGAAUUCGACUCUGACGAAGAAUCGGAGUCCGAUAAUGCAGAUAUCAAUUCCAUCGCCUCCAGGGGAACAAUAGGGGACAUAGAUGGUAUUGAAUUGGGUGACGGUGAGGAAAUCAAAAUCACGCAGCCAGCCAUCGACGAUGUUGAUGACGACUUUUUUCCUAACGAGGAAGACCGAGACGAGGACCACUUGGAUUCGCACGAGCUCGGGCACGUACACGCCACUUCUGGUAUCAGACGCUGGAAAAAAGACGGAAUCAUACAUGAGAUCGACUGGGCCCUUCUAAAACUCAACGACCAACGGCUGCAGCCCUACAAUCUGGUCCAAGGAGGUCGCCGAUUCUGCGCCACUGCCGCAGUCGACCCUUCCCAACGCGAAAUCUCCGCAAAGCUCGAGCAACCUGUCACCCGCCGGCACUACACAGCAAAUGAGGACGAGUAUCCAAAUGGCGUCGCUAGCGCCACAAGCCUAGGUGGACUCAGUGUCCACUGCUUCGGCCGCACGACCGGUCUUCAAGGCGGCAUGGUCGGGCACGCCAUGAGUUCGGUCCGCAUCUACCGCCGCAAGACCUUCUCCCGUAGCUGGCAUGUGGCCGGUGGGUUCGGCGUCGGCGGCGACUCGGGCGCGUGGGUGGUUCAGAACGGCACGCACAAGGUCGUCGGCCACGUCCUCGCGUGGUGCGAGCGCAACCACAUCGCGUACAUCUGUCCCAUGGAGGUUCUCCUCGAGGACAUCAAGCGUACGCUUGGCGCUAAACGUAUUUAUCUCCCUGGGUCGGCGGAGGAGGCGAGACACCGCGCGCGCGUGCAGAAGCAUGCACUCAAGAGCGAUAGUUGUGUUGAAGAGCUUGAGGUUGCGGUGGAAGGGCUAGGGAUUGUGGAUGCGCGUGUUGCGCCGCCUCCGCCUCCGCCGAGGAGAAGCCGCUUGCCGCUGUUGAGCGUGAAUGGCGAGGGCGAAAAGGAGAAUUUGCCAGUUUUGAGAAGUAGGGUUAUGCGGGUUAAGGAGGUAGGUGGGCAGUUGGAGAUGGUGGCCGGAGGUGUCUGAAGGUAAUGGGGAACGUGCAUACUCGUGGCAUUUUCGGAGGCAUUUUUUGAUACCCUGGGAUCUUGUGUGGUGGCUUCGGCUCGGUUUGAACUGGCCCAGCAUGUGUUGUAUGUUGGGAGAAAUUAUGACGAAGGGAUACUACGUAGAAGAUGGUUAAACCCAUAACCAACCUAUCGACUUAGUAUCGAUGCAGUGGUUCGAUAUUGCAGCUCUCUAGAUAAAAUCAAAAACACCAUGUCAUGUCAC